This is a messenger RNA of Nomia melanderi (Alkali bee), 7512 nucleotides long. RefSeq lists its product as uncharacterized. Gene Ontology annotation, biological process: signal transduction. NCBI's taxonomy places the organism in Eukaryota, Metazoa, Arthropoda, Insecta, Hymenoptera, Halictidae. The record is from RefSeq and is a predicted model, not a curated record. Gene Ontology annotation, molecular function: actin monomer binding.
CGCCGUUUCCUGAUUACAACAGCCACCGACCAAACAACAUUUGUUCGCGUGUUCGCACCAAAGUAUCGUCGUUCCAAGUUUCCGAGGUGCGGAACAAAACUCUGACAGACGAUUCGGAAUAUCUUUCUUUCGUUCAUUUCCUCUAUCGUUUCCUCUAUUUGGUCGUUUCUAAUUGUAUUUUGAAAACUAGUCGAAGGGAAGUUGCCGCAGCAUUGCCAAGCAAUAAUCACCGAGGAGAAUGAUUUUCAGUCGCGGCGUCGACACGACGAUGAUUCAGGCCCGUCCCGUCCUCCGAUGAAUUAUUCAUUGGACGUCUAACGGAUAGAGUUGGCAGCAGAAUUCACGCGGAAUGCACUUCCCUUGAUCGCGCGCGCGACUCUCGCGACCCGCGCACCUCGCGCACAUCGUUCGUGCUCGUUUGUCUUCCUUUUUUCUUUCCAGGCGAACGAAAGCCGGCCGGGCGUUAUAUAAUUUUUCAACGCUGCAUAAACCAGGGAAAUUCACGAAGAUAAUUGAGCAAUCGGCGCCCGAGCAAUUCUAUUGUCCGGAAUCAUUCGUGUUACGAUGGCAUCCGUAAACAGCCUUUAAUUUCCUGACUCGUUAGUUGGCAGCGCGACGCGCAAAGGAUGGCUCCGCGCGCGCCGUUCCUUUUUCUUCGAGUGUAAAAGGAGAAUUCGUUUGUUUUAUGUAACCCCGUUACGGUGCGAUUAUGGAAAGGACGCUCGUGGAAAUGGUCGGUGGGACUGCUGGACUUUUGUCGAGCUGGUUUCACGCUGUUGGAACGAUACCAGUGGACUAUCGUCGACUAGAGUAGCUGUGAACAGGGCCAAAUGCGAGGAGGCAGAGGGACACCGUGCUGCUGUCGGGCGAACAGUGAAAGAACCGGUAGUGUCUGAGUGGUUCGUUAUGAGGUAACAGUGAAGAUCUCCGAGCACAGACGAGCAAAGAUGUUGUGCCUGAAGAAGCGCAGGACCUACAGCUUCACGCAGGGUGUCUGCGCGGAGCUGCCCAGGCGAUCCAAGAAGGAUAAUCACCGGUACGAGGGGUCCUUGGACAUGGCUGUUACGACACUGCCGCGUAAGAACAGGAAUAGGGAGGAAAGGCCAUCCAGAAUGGUUCUAACCGUGACCGAGGACACACCGGCGGACAUGCUGGCCGGAAGUAUGGAGCUUCUGGUCCAAUUACCUCGGGAACACCAUCAGCAGACUCAGAGGGUCACGGUGCAAAGAAGUACGCCCAUGAUGGACCUCCUUGUCCAGAUCGCCACGGCCCACAAACUAGCAGCCUCGAGCUACACGUUGCAAGCUAUCGGAGAACGCGGAAUGGUUCUACCUCAUCAACCCAACACACCUAUCGGGGCAUUGGAUGCGCUUCAGGUGAAAUUAUUGCCGAAACAGGGAACCUUUGUCCCCCGAAAGACGAAGCAGGCCAACCAACCGUUCGAAACUACUUUCAGGUUACAGCAGGUGCAUCUGCCCAGGAACCAAUUGUACGUGUCCAGAGUCAGCCCGAGGAUGAAUUUGGCCGAGAUUUUGGACGAGGUCUGUCGCGAAAAGAAUCUGGACAGAAGCAAGUACGAACUGCGUCAUCCAGCAAACCUGGAGACACUGGAUUUGUCCUUGUCCCUCCAGGACUACCAUCUUCAGGAGGUGACGCUGUACGCAAAACAGGGCAGAACGCUCGGCUCCGCUCUCAGUACGCAAGACAUAAUGGCGCUGCACAGGCAAGAGGAGCGACGCAGACAGCAGGCCAAACAGAGCGUCUUCGGGUUCGCGUUCAAAAAAUCGAAAGAGUGCUCCCUGAGUACGGACAGCCUCGGCGGGCGGAGCGCUUCGCCGGCCAGGAGCGACGAAACUGGCAGAAGCACUAGUCCUCUUCAGCCUCCUGCCAGGCCGCAAAGAAAACGAAGACCCGCGCCCAAACCGCCCGUUCCGGCCCAGCCGGAAGGAGCCGAGGAAAAUGCUGCAGACUCCUGCAAGGACAAGGUAGUCAUCAGUCACAGUCGCAACAGCAGCGACAGCUCGGGAUAUCACGAGGCGUCCGUGUUGAGCGACAAUCCUGAUUCGGCCGGGAGACUGCCGGAAACCCUGCCCAGAAGAAGCAAAUUUCCGUCCGAGACGCCGAGAAAGUUAGCCCACACCUCACAGUCCAGUAAGAGCCUCAGCAAUUUGGCUAGUGUUCCUGGUACUCUUUCCCGGGGAAUUAGCAGCACCUCGUUGAGUUCCACAGGUCUGAGAAAGAAAAGGAACGCGCCUCUCCCUCCGGUGACCAGACCUCUGUCGUCGGCAAUCUCCACCCAGGCGCUGGAGCGCAUCGUCGACUCCGAGGAGUCGCUCACGUCGGACAUGGAUCCCUCCAAGCCUCCGUCGGACAUCGGUGCUCCGUCCAAAGCCAACUCGGACAUCGAGGAGCGACCAAAGGCUAGUUCGGACAUCGGGGUGACCACCGUGGGUGCAAAGAUCGAUUUCGCAAAUACGGGAUCCUCGACGGUGUGCGUAGAGGCGAAAGCUGGGAAAAUGGACGUCGAAUCGCGUCACAGAUCAGGAUCCGUAAACGUUAAGUUACCGCCCAGUAACGAAGGACACACUGUGCCCGUAGAAGAGGCUCCCGUAGACGUUAGAGUUCCCAGCAAGAGAGUUGGAGAACCUGUUCCGCUUCCCAAGCCUAGAAAGACCUCCACCAGCGGUAACACGUCGGUGAGACCUCAAGUUCCGAAGCGCAAGUUGGCACCACCUUCCCCGUUGAGUAGAGCUUUACCCUCGAACUCCGGCAACGUAGAUCAUUUCGCAAAAGGUCCACCUCCUCCUGCACACUCUGCCAGCAAAAGUAUUGCGAGUGACGCGAGUUCGAACGUCCUUCCGGGAACACCCGCUGUUGGCGAUGGCACGAGUUCCGCCGUGUCCGAUCGGAAACUCGAGGAGGAUCGGGACAAACCAGACGUCGCAUCCACCUGUUCCACCAGCGAGGAUGAGGUGUUCUUGACUCCUGGAAUCGAACACAGCCAAGCGUCCUUCGAUUACGAUUCGCUACCGUUGGAAGAAAAAGAUCGGCCGAUCAAGGUAGUAUCAGCCAACAGUGAACUGGCAAUUGUGCCUGCAACGCAGCGUCGACAGAGCUCACCGAUCGCCGAAACGGUUGCCGGUCAAGAGAAGAAACUGUGCGCAGUGAUCUCGACCAUGCCAAAGUGCGAACAUCUGGCCGAAUUGGCCGAGAGCAACGGGAAUUUAUUCUUUAAGAAGAAACACGCCGAGUCGAGAGGGAACAACACCGAUCGCGCGAAUGAUCGGCACAGAAGCGGGGAAGGUGCGAAGGAAUCGAGGAGACCGAGGAUCCCUCGAACGGCGUCGAAAUCGAACGAUUUUGAAACCAACUCGUUGGAAAAGCAAAAGAGGCAUUUCACUUCGCAUUCGGAGGAUAUCACGUUCGCUUUAAAUCUGAACGUGGCGUCCAAUGUUGGUUUAUUAUCUGCACGAUCGGAUCAGUUCGGUGGAAAUGUUACGCAAGAACCAAGAACCGAGCGAAACACCGCUGAUAUCCACCGUUGUUUCGUCCAGGGUGAGGGUGAAGGUGAAUCCAGUUGCGGAUCGGGUACAUCAGAUUGCAACCCCUCGGAGACGGACGUUUUGCUGCAAAAGGUGUCGGACACGCUGUCCAACUCUUUACCUGCUUCAACGUUGAGUCAAGUACCUGUCGAGAGAUUCGUUUCCCUCGUCGAGGCAAAGUCGAGAACAACGAAUGCCGAGAAGACCUUAAACGAGGAAGAGGACUCGAAACAGCGGCAAAGCAACGAUUUCCCGGACGGUGCGAUAGCGAAAACCAGUACUCCGAAUCUAACGGUGAACUCGCAACAAGACACGUCGGACUAUGUAUCGGCAGCCGACGAGGAUCUGUCUAUCGCGGAUUGGGAGUAUCAGCUUCCAGCUCCGCCGAGUGCCUUCAGGGAUUCUACUUCGCCGGUUUUCAACGACUUUAACGAGGUGAUAUCGUCGCCCGAAUCCUUUCGAGAUUCCGAACUCAAGGAACACGCGAAACCAUCGGACGACAGAGAACAGAAAGCGAAACGAGAAGCGGCGGACAAGAAAUCUGUGUUUCGCGAAGAAGACAAGAAAAAUAGCAAACAAGAAAGAUUCCAUUUGCAAUCGAAAUCGGACUCGAAUUUGAAGAAGGUAAUGAUCAGCGAACUGGAGACCAAAAUAGGUACGUUUCCUCAGAGUACCGUGGAUUUCGAGUCUAAGAAAGUUGCGGACAACUCGUCCGCUCCCAAGAUAGCGCCUAUAGACAACACAUUGUCGAACUUUACCAUCACCACCUACACCAGACAGAAAAGUCGGAACAUAUUCGAGGAAGUGGAGAAGCAAUCCCAAGGAAAGACCACCGAUGACAGGUUCGUCAAGUCGUUCGUGACACUCUCCAGGAACAGGAGCAACUUGGUCGAUGGGGAUGAUAGAGCUGCGAAAGAAUCGAACGUUGGAGGAACGUCGCAGGUGAAGACGAAGGUGGAUGACACCGGUGAUAGAAAGCUGGAACCAAAGAUACAUACGGAAUCCCUGCAUAGGCAAUCGGGUAACGAAAAGACUAAUAUUCAUAGGUCGAAGAGCUACGUGUCUGUGUGCGACAAGUCCAAGUUUCAAGAGACCACGCGUGAUGACGAACAUGCCGGGAAGAAUAGAAACGCGGCGGCAAUGGACGACGCCGGGAUGAAGAAAGCAACGAGCAUCAGCAACCUGAAUGCAACCAGGAGCAUCGAAAAGUUCUCACAAUGGCGGGACAACAUUCUGAAGCGGCAAGAGGAACCCACCAAAGAGAAGCAACUGCAGUCUUUACAGGUACUGAAAAGCAUUUUACCGCAGUUGAAAAAUGCUCAACAGUCGGAGGAAAAUGUGCCCAAAGAAUCUGAUGACACAGUAUUACCUGAGAAAACGAGACCCGAGACUACGUCCAAGGAACAUUCGAUCGACUCGAAUGUAGUAUCGACUUGCACCGACAAGAAACCUGAGGCGGACACGAAGAAAAUACCACCGGCGACCACCGCGAAGCGUUACACCUAUUCCGGACCGCCAGCGAUAAGUUUGGGCAGCUGGUCCGAGCGACCGAGCGUCAAUGUUCAUAUUAAAAGGGACACGGAUUACAAAUUGGACGCUCGCAAGGUGAACGGCAAUAAAACCGUUGUAAAUAUAAACGGCAUUAGGGACGAGACGAGCGGCUCGAUCGACUUCAACAACAGAACGAAACCGCACAAGGCCCCGCAAAAGGGCAAUCAAAUUGAAAUUACAGAGAGGAGAGAACCCAAUGAAUUAGCCAAGAAAUUAAUCACGCAUACAACUGCGACGGGCUUUAAGAGGCCGGUAUUGAACAAGGUUCGUAUAGAGUCGAAGCCAGCGAGCGAUAAACCCGUGGUGACUGGAGUGGAGCUGAAGAAAAGCUUGCCAGAGACCAAGCCGCCGCCGGCGGAUACAGCGAUCGACACAACUCCUCUAAACUUUCGGGAAUUGUCCAAGGCCUUCGGCCAAGACGUCUGCCUUCGGCCGAAACCGAAACGAUCCACCUUGAAUCGGGCCUCGGAUGUCCAAAUUGAAAUUACUUCGAACAAGCAGAACGAACGCGUCGAUUCCGAGGGAAGCAAUAAUGCCGUCGGCGAGCAGCGCCUAAGCAACGCCGGUAACCGAGACACGUCGAAACCCAACAGAUUCGCCACGGUAGUAGGUGCGCAGCCCCAAAAUCAGGGAACCUUCCCUUUUCGGAAUGGCAUUAUUGGUACCAAAGGCGGCCAGCAGCCCGUGCCUACCGUAAAGAGUUUCAAGAUUUCGACCGCAAACGAAGAACACUGCAACCAAAACAACACGAAAGAACACAAGAAAGAGCCAUCUGUUAUUCCUCAACCACCUAGACCGCCUACGAUGCCUGUUAUCACGGGGGUCACCUUGAAAACCGCCAGACCGAAAUCAAUGCCUGUCCAAGUAGAUACGAGGGACAUGUUGUUGGAAUCGAUUCGAAACUUUGGUGGUCGCGAAAAUCUGAAGAGCGCUGCAGAGAGAUGUUAAGCGCUUUCCAUUCCUAACGGCGGAUUAUUCAAAUUCAUCGUAUCCAAGAUGGCGCUUGGUGCUGUUGAUAAAGUCGCAGGGGUAAAAAAAUUCAUCGAAACUGAGGAAUUUAUUCGUAUACGCAUAUAUUUUUUGUUCGGUUUUGAAAAUCAUUCGUAUGUAAAUAUCGUGUGUAAAAAGUCAGACAACCAGAAAAGGAAGGGUUGUCGUUAAAUGAUCGAAAGUGUACAUAUUGCAUAAACGUGUAAAGUUUUCUUUUCCGAUAUGAACAAACAAGGCAGAGGAGAGUGUUCGCAUUAUCGUGUCCAAAUAGUCAACGAACCGUUCGGGUUCGUUCGAAACGAGUUUGCUCAUUACGCGAUGCAGUCCACGCGAUUUUUCUUGUUAAGUUUUUCCUUUACAUUCUAGUUCGCUCAACCAUUCUGUUCUACCCUCGAAGGAAAAGCGCGCGCGUGCGUGCGUGCGCACACAACACACAGAAACACAUACGUACAUACACGUACAGAGUUAGGUCUAAAUGGUUAAACCUACGUCGACUAACACACACGUCCUAACCAAUCGUUUAACAUUUAAGUUUCUAUCACUGGGACCAAAGGUGACAUCUUUUAUUUUAUGUACCGUACAACGAAUCUAGAUAUACAGUAGGGUGUGCGUAUAUAACUCAGAAUAGUCUUUUUGUUUUUCUCCUUUUCAAGAGAUAAUCUGGUCAGUCGUAGGAUGAUAAUCCGUAUGAUGGUAAUGAUAAUCUUAAUCGAGAGUUGUGUUUGAAUUGUAUGACGGUGAUGCUGUUCUAAUUUAUGUUCCCUUCGAUACAACGAAAAAUCAUUUAACAAAAGACUUGCGCUUUUUGUUUUUACACUGUUUACAUUUUUGCUGAUUAUUACCGAUUAUUACCGAUUAUUACCGAACCACUAAAGGUACUGUAUUAAGAAUUGUUCCGAAGAAUGUUUUACAGGUAUUGUAUACACACAGUUUAAACAGUUCAGUGAAAAAUAUAUUGUUGCGUUGAUACUUGGUUGAAAAUAACGUUGCUUUACAGAAGAAUUCUUAUCGUUAGUCAAGACACCUGGAGCGGUGAUUUCUUUGAUGGAUUCCGAGAAUGAGAGGGAAUAUUCUAUAGAGCUAAUGGUAAUCGUGUCCGAUAAGUGUAUGUAGUAUUGUGAAUAGCGUAUACUGUCGAUAUUGUAUUUAAUACUUUCCUUACGUAAACAAAUAUAAUGAUACUGCGUCAAUCCUAUUUAUAUACGUAUCGCUUACAGUUCCAUUAAAGUCGAACAAGAAAAGCCAUUGCUUUUUAUUCAAGACGACCGAUGAUAGGAUCUACAGGUGAAUAAUAUAUAAGAAAAAGUCAGUAGAUUUUAAUAAUAUUCUUACAUUCGUGAAAACUACAGGUAUUAAAGUAACAGAAUUAUGUAUUCUUGUAAAUAUUUUAAUAGUAGAAAAAAACAUGCUGGUACAGUAGCAUCCUUAA